Hermetia illucens (black soldier fly) is the source of this 2749-nucleotide messenger RNA. RefSeq names its product protein FAM160B1-like. The record is from RefSeq and is a predicted model, not a curated record. The coding region runs from base 143 to 2587 and encodes 814 amino acids. Lineage: Eukaryota; Metazoa; Arthropoda; Insecta; Diptera; Stratiomyidae. The transcript is spliced from 9 exons.
GCAUGUGAUGACAUUUGUUUUGACGUUUUCGCCAAGUAGAAUUUACUGUCUGAGGCCACUUGCAUAGAUUUUUUUUCGCAACAACUUUAUUAAUUUGAUAAUUCCCUGCUAUGGAUUAAGCGACAGCGACUAAUUGUUGUUGAUGUACUUGUGCAAAUCAUUUAUAGAAUUGGAUAAAAUGUUUAGUAGAUUGUCGGAUGUUUUGCAGACCGCAGCUGACGUGAUAGCACCGCCUCCAACUCCACUUCAAGAAUUUGAGUAUCACUGGAAGCAAAUAAAAAAUUUUUAUGUUGCAAACAAAGAGCCCCCAAAAAUACAUGUCAAUGACACAAAUUUGCCGCAUCACUUAGAAGGAAUGCUCCAAAUUCUUAUCGCUGAACAGUCAGAGAAAACUGAAGCAGAGAAAGUUGUAAAUACUUGUAUGGAAUUCCUUCUCACAAAUCGAUUACUUGAUGUCCUAGAACAGUUGUCGGUCGCCGAUAAUCCGCCUGGAAUUCGUGUAUGUGUUCUCAACUGGAUUCGCAGGAUGCUUUCGUGCUUGGAAAAUCCUCCAUUAGAACAUGCCAGUUUGUUUCAACCAAUUCAGACUUUUGUGAAAAUUUGCGACGGACGAAAUCCAUCACCAUACGAACAGGAAGAAAUACUUUUCCUAGAAACAGUUGCCGGAUUAGUUCGCAAAGAUCCAUUUCUUAUGAACAUUUUUCUUCCAUCUCAUCAACAUUCGGCCAAAGUUAGUGUUUCCUUGAAGGGGACCCGCACGAAAAAGCUACCAACCAAAAAUCCCUUAUUCGAUUGUACGAGAAUCGAUGCGAAUAUACGUCGUGUGGAAAUUCUUCCAGAUGGAAACAACGAAAGUGAAAAAAGUAAUACAGUGAACAGCACCGUUGAUAAAUUAGAUACGGUGAAUGCAGAAGAAGAAAGUGAUUCGACAAUUGUAAAGGAUAAUUUGCGUGAAAGAUACUGUGAUAGUAGAAGUAUAAGCAGCAGCAGCAAGAGUGAUGCAAAUAUGGACGGAAGUGGCGAAAUGAAAAAGGAAGUUAAGUGCGAUUGCGAGGAGACGGAUAGGUUUAAUUUGUUAGAUGCGAUUUUAACGUAUUUCGAAAGUCCGGAUAGCAAAAUAGUUGUUCGUGCAUGUGAAGGAGCAUUGCUGACAUGCUCAUCGCCAACUCUAGACACUAAUUGCAUUUCAGUCUGUGCUAGCCUCGAAGACUACAUAACAUUUCUUAUCCUGAAACUUGUAUAUUUGAGUGAAAGAAUCCCCGAAGAUAUUGAACCGGGUGAUGUAGAGGAAUUGACUGUGUCCUGGGGUCUGAUACCCAGAGAAAGUGAACAACAUAACUUCAUUGGACGUGCUCAACUACAUGAGUUUCUUUGCUGGAUGGACUACACAGAUUGUGUUGCACGUGAAUGUAUGAAAUUACAGAUGCUUGGCCCGAAAUUUCGAAGUGAAUUUCUAGUGGGUGCCAUUGAGCCAGCUUUGAUUGCGAUAGAUACGCCGUUUAUGUUGGUAUUAAUGUCGAAAGUGAUAAAACAACUGAGAUCGAUAUAUUUGAUGGAUGAGAUAGCGAAUUGGUUGGUGGGUGAGGAUCAACUUGAUGCUUAUGCGAGAGGAGACUGUUUGUUGAAUAUAAUCAUUGAAAAUGCGCAGGAUAAUUCUGAAGUUCUACUAUCUGCCAUGCAGUUUAUCGAGGCUCUCCUCGACAAUCCUCACGAACGGAUAUUACAUGAAAUGAUAUUUCGUUACAUCAACACUCGAGGAUAUUACGAUCACAUGUCGCAUGCAAUGCAAAGCUGGUCAGACGAAGAAGAUGAACGCGAUCGUCGACGUGGAAGUGCAGACGGAGCUAUCAAAUCUCGAACUUUGGCUCCACAUAACAUACUUAAAGUGAUAAACAAUUUUCUACUUUUACUCCCGCGGCAAAUCAUGGCAGAAGCAACUGGAACUUGCUACGAAGAAUACGUUCAAGAUGCAAGCCGUCAUUAUAAAAAUUGGAUAAAGAAAACAGCUAACUUUUCGUGGCCUGUCGAAGCAAUUUCGCCCCCAGAAAAAGAAGAUUUCGGCGCGGCUUCCGUUUCACCAACUGCAUCGUUGGAUAUGAGACGAAAUAAUAUAGCACAACCUUCUUGCUCAAAAGAGCCACAAUGCAAUGAUAGCGGUAUAUCAGAGGAAAGUUUCUAUGAAGGUCCUUUGCUGAAAUUGCUGUUUUCACAUGUUCGACAUAUGGCGGUCCAACCUUGUGAAAUUAACUUAGCGAUCAUCGCAAUUCUCUCCAAGCUGGCCUUUCUGCCUCAUCCAUAUUUGCAUGAACUGCUCCUUAAUCCUGAAAUACCAACUGCUCAUGGAGUUAACACUCUAUGGAGUAGUAUGCAAGUUGUCGCACGUCAACUACUAUUGGAAAUACCAAAACAUGAUAAUUUCCAGAAGAAAAUAGGAGAUGCUAGCAAACGUCUACUGACCAACCCUCCAGUGAUUUGUGAGACUAGUGAUGAAAACGAGUCAUUAUUCGAGGCCAUUGUUGUCCUAGAGGAGUUCUGCAAGGAGUUGGCCGCGAUAACGUUUGUUAAGUAUCACCAUGCUACUGAGUAGUGACUAGGCUAAGCGACGAAAUAUUGUUAAUAUUCUGGUAUUAUAUAGGUGCGUUGUUUUUCUUCCAUUCCUUUAUGUGUAUUAAGAGUAUCUAUAAAACUAUUUAUAGUACACACAUAUGAUGUAAGCACAGACAAUGUAUUUCUAGUCAAUAAACUAUUA